Molecule: messenger RNA, 1112 nt
Organism: Neltuma alba
Lineage: Eukaryota; Viridiplantae; Streptophyta; Magnoliopsida; Fabales; Fabaceae
Product: NAC domain-containing protein 104-like
Exons: 3
Coding region: 291-887 (198 amino acids)
Biological process (GO): regulation of DNA-templated transcription; system development
Molecular function (GO): DNA binding
Source: RefSeq, a predicted model, not a curated record
CUCUUGCUUCCUACCUUCAAUUCCUCUGUGCUUCUUAAUUUGCGUCUCUGAUAUACGUACGUUAUAUCCAUCCAUCAGAUUCAACACCACCUUCACUUUCACGCCAUCUCUCUCUCUCUCUCUCUCUCUGAUCUUCUAUAAAUUCAAACCUUAUAUUCCUUCUCACCCAUCUUCAUCUUCCAUUUUUGCUCUUUUUCCCCUCUCUCACUCUGAUAUCGCUUCUAGCUCUCACUCUUCCUCUUCUUCUAGGUCUUUUCAAGCUGCUAUAAGCUUCUUUUUAAUAUACAUAUAUGGGAGAUCCAGAGCAUCACAGGAAUGUCAAUCUUCCUCCUGGGUUUCGCUUUUAUCCUUCAGAUGAAGAGCUCGUUGUCCACUUCCUUCACAGAAAAGCUUCCCUCUUGCCUUGCCACCCAGAUGUCAUCCCUGAUCUUGACCUCUUCCCCUAUGAUCCUUGGGACCUCCAUGGCAAGGCUUUAGGUGAAGGCAAUCAAUGGUACUACUUCAGCAGAAGGACGCAGAAUAGGGUCACUAAUAAUGGCUAUUGGAAACCAAUGGGAAUGGAAGAGCCAAUAGUUACAAGCUCAGGAAGUAACCUUGUUGGAGUGAAGAAAUAUUUCAUGUUCUUCAUGGGAGAAGCUCCUUCUGGUAUCAAAACCAAUUGGAUAAUGCAGGAAUAUCGUCUAUCUGAUUCUUCUUCUUCCUCCUCCUCCUCUUCUUCCUCUAGCAGAUCCUCAAGGAGAAAAUCUAAAACAGAUUACUGUAAAUGGGUGAUCUGUCGAGUUUACGAGCGUGACGACGAUGAUAAUGAUGGAGGAACUGAGCUGUCUUGUUUGGAUGAAGUUUUCUUGUCACUGGAUGAUCUUGAUGAAAUCAGCCUUCCCCAUUAAAUUAGCCAGGCUAGCUUUAGCUGCAUUGUGCAAAUGCAUCAUAAUUACCUUUUCUUCCCUCCACUUCUCCCAAAAAAAAAAAAAAAAAGGAAAAAAAGAAAUAUCAUAUAUAGCAGAUAGCUUGUUCCCAACUUAAUUGCAAGACUACUUACUGCAGUCACUAGACACUUAUCAACAAGGAAAAAAAAGUUCACUUAAUAUUCAUGAUCCAACUUUUUUUGACUA